CGCAAAGACACAUAUCUUAAUCGCAACACCUCUCCAAAAUAUUAUGUUUAUGUGAAUAUCGCAUAUGUUAUAUACACUUGUAAGAAAAAAUCAAAGUCUGACAAUCAUACUAACAUGCUGACUUUUUCGAAAUAUGAUACAAAUAAGAUUUUUGAAGAUAACCCCAUAGUUUUUUUAGAUCUCGCAAUCGGCCCCGAAAAAGUGGGAAGAGUCAUAAUAGAAUUAUUUAAGAAUAUCGUGCCACAAACCGCUGAGAAUUUUCGUGCACUAUGCACCGGCGAAAAAGGUGUUGGAACAAAGGCCAAGAAGUUGCAUUACAAAGGAAGCAUCUUUCACAAAGUUGUCCCACAGUUUAUGAUCCAAGGUGGGGACAUUGUUAAUUAUAAUGGGACCGACGGAGAAAGUAUUUAUGGUCCUUAUUUCGAUGAUGAGAGUUUUGUAACAAAACAUAAGUACAGUGGAUUACUUAGUAUGGUAAAUGAAGGAAAGCCAAAUACCAACAGUUCUCAAUUUAUCAUCACUGUUCAACCUUCCAUACAUCUGGAUAAGACUAAUGUAGUAUUUGGAAAAGUUAUAAAAGGUAUGGAUGCUGUGUUGGAAAUCAAUAAAGUAGCAACAGAAAAGCAUGUUCCACUUGAGAAAGUAAGUAUAAUCGAUUGUGGGGAAUUGGAAAAAGAUGCAAAUUGGGAACUGGAAGAGAAUGAGGAAUCUCAGGAUAUUUAUCCAUCAUGGCCAACAGAUUGGAUUUAUCCUGCCCAUAAUCUCAAUUACAAAUAUAUGGAAGAAGUCAUAAUGAAGAUAAAAGACACUGGAAAUGAUUAUUUUUUAAAAGAAAAUUUUAUAGAUGCUGGUAGAAAGUAUAAAAAAGCAUUACGGUAUUACCAUUGGAUGACUAAGCAGCAAAACAUGACAGACACAUUUUAUGCUUCUUUAGAAAAUCUUAAAUUGAUUUUGUUACUUAAUCUAGCUGCUGUAAAAUUAAAGCAGAAAAAGCAUCAUGAAGCUAUAUAUUUUUGUGAAGAGGUUCUAAAAGUGGACAAAACUAAUCACAAAGCAUUACAUCGAAGAGCACAAGCCUAUGAGAGCAUGAAUGAAUAUGAAUCAGCGUUAAAAGAUUGGGAGAAAGUGUCUGAGCAGUAUCCCAAUGACAACAAUCUUAAAUUGAAAAUAAAGAAAGCAAAAGAAAAAAUAAAUUCUUACCUAAAAAAUGAAAAAUUAACAUAUAAAAAUAUGUUCCGUGAGUACAUCUUUUACUCAUAA
Messenger RNA from Linepithema humile (Argentine ant), 1260 nucleotides. RefSeq names its product Cyclophilin 40 (gene Cyp40). Gene Ontology annotation, molecular function: peptidyl-prolyl cis-trans isomerase activity; protein binding. The record is from RefSeq and is a predicted model, not a curated record. Lineage: Eukaryota; Metazoa; Arthropoda; Insecta; Hymenoptera; Formicidae. Gene Ontology annotation, biological process: protein peptidyl-prolyl isomerization.